Cucumis melo (muskmelon) is the source of this 1448-nucleotide messenger RNA. Its product is annotated as magnesium-protoporphyrin IX monomethyl ester [oxidative] cyclase, chloroplastic. Lineage: Eukaryota; Viridiplantae; Streptophyta; Magnoliopsida; Cucurbitales; Cucurbitaceae. Gene Ontology annotation, cellular component: chloroplast thylakoid membrane. Gene Ontology annotation, molecular function: metal ion binding; magnesium-protoporphyrin IX monomethyl ester (oxidative) cyclase activity. The record is from RefSeq and is a predicted model, not a curated record. The coding region runs from base 93 to 1328 and encodes 411 amino acids. The transcript has 5 exons. Gene Ontology annotation, biological process: chlorophyll biosynthetic process; photosynthesis.
UUCAUAUUUAUAAAAUCAGUGCUUUUGAAGCUCUUUAUUUGUGUUUUCCUCAUCCGCCAUUGCAGCUCCUCCAAACAAAGCUUUCUCCAUCCAUGGCUGCCUCCGCCGAGAUGGCUCUCGUCAAGCCCAUUUCAAAGUUCUGCUGUAGAACUCUCGAAUUCGGAAUCCCUAGAACAAGAGCAAUUCCAUUCUCUUACUCCAAAUUCACCGCCAUUAAAAUGUCUGCAACUUCCUCUCAAUCGCCUCCCAAGCCUUCUAAGAACGCCAACAAGGCUGCGAUUAAGGAGACGCUUCUCACUCCUAGGUUCUACACCACUGAUUUUGAUGAGAUGGAGACGCUUUUCAAUACUGAAAUCAACAAGAAUUUGAACCAAGCUGAGUUUGAGGCUUUGCUCCAGGAGUUCAAAACUGAUUAUAAUCAGACUCAUUUUGUGAGGAAUAAGGAGUUUAAGGAAGCUGCUGAUAAAAUGCAAGGAGCUCUUAGAGAUAUUUUUGUUGAGUUUCUUGAGAGGUCUUGUACUGCUGAGUUCUCUGGGUUUCUUCUCUAUAAAGAGCUGGGAAGGAGGCUUAAGAAAACCAAUCCAGUGGUGGCUGAGAUUUUCUCUCUGAUGUCCAGGGAUGAAGCCAGGCAUGCUGGGUUUUUGAACAAGGGCCUAUCAGAUUUCAACUUGGCAUUGGACUUGGGAUUCCUGACAAAGGCUAGAAAAUACACAUUUUUCAAGCCAAAGUUCAUCUUCUAUGCUACAUACUUAUCUGAAAAAAUUGGAUACUGGCGAUACAUAACCAUUUACAGACAUCUCAAAGCCAACCCUGAGUUCCAAUGCUAUCCCAUUUUCAAGUACUUUGAAAAUUGGUGUCAGGAUGAGAACAGGCACGGUGAUUUCUUCUCUGCAUUGCUCAAGGCACAGCCUCAGUUCCUCAAUGACUGGAAGGCUAAGUUGUGGUCUCGAUUCUUCUGCUUAUCGGUGUAUGUGACAAUGUAUCUCAAUGACUGCCAAAGAACAGCAUUCUAUGAAGGAAUUGGACUUAACACUAAAGAAUUUGACAUGCAUGUAAUCAUUGAGACUAACCGAACAACGGCAAGAAUCUUCCCAGCCGUACCAGACGUCGAGAAUCCCGAGUUCAAAAGGAAACUGGACAGGAUGGUUGAGAUCAAUGAGAAGCUGAUUGCUGUGGGAGAAACCAAUGAUCUUCCAUUGGUGAAGAACUUGAAGAGGAUUCCACUUGCUGCAGCAUUGGUAUCUGAGAUUUUGGCUGCAUAUUUGAUGCCUCCAAUUGAGUCGGGAUCUGUUGAUUUUGCAGAAUUUGAGCCUCAACUUGUGUAUUAAAAUUUUUGUACUUAAUUAGCUUAUCUUUUUAGUAUGUUCAGUAUGAAUGAGUGUAAUCUGUUGUUAUGUAAUGUUUGUAAAAAUAUCAUCACAAACAUGUAAUGAAUUGGUCUUAGUUAA